Caenorhabditis elegans is the source of this 948-nucleotide messenger RNA. NCBI's taxonomy places the organism in Eukaryota, Metazoa, Nematoda, Chromadorea, Rhabditida, Rhabditidae. The record is from the annotation of a RefSeq genome assembly.
AUGACUAAAUCAGAAUCGGAAGAAGAGGACAAAUUUAAGCCUGGAACCAUAAUCAGAAGCCGUGAAGCCAAAUACGUGAUACUUAGUCAACUCUUUGACGGUACUAUUGUUGGAGAGUACUUGGUAAAUGAUAUCGCAAAAAAGCAAUCGUUCACAAUGAAAAUCGAACAAACAGAAAUAAGACGCAAUGAAAAGCUGAGAAUGGAGAUUUCUGUUUUGAAAUCGGUGGAUGGCGGUGAACACUUCCAGAAAAUUGUGGAUCGCAGGAGAAAAGACAGAGAUCAUUUCUGUUUUUUGGUUUUGCAACAAGUUGGAAAGUCAUUGGCUGAUUUGAAAAAAGAACGAGCUGAUAAAGUAUUCUCAUCUGCUACUGGGCUCGGAGCAGCACGCCAGUGUUAGCAGGCAAUUGAAGAGUUGCAUAAGAAGGGAUUCGUUCAUCGUGACCUGAGAACUGGUCACUAUGCAUGUGGACUUGGUGACAAACGGCAUAACAUUUAUCUUCUCAACUUUAUAUUCGCGCGGAAGUAUGUCAACUCCAACAAUGAGCAGAAGUCCGCAAGAAGAGGAAAUGUGGGGUUCAAGGGAAUUUCUCGUUUCGCAUCGAUUGCAAGCCACCUAAAAACUGAACUGAGCCCCAAGGAUGACUGUGAAAGUUGGCUCUACACGCUGCUCGGCCUCAUCCUUCCAAAAGAUGUUCCAUGGCGUGAUCUCCAGGACUGGAAUGAGAUUCUGAAAAUGAAGCAAGCAUGCCGGACAACAAAGCGUGAUAAACUCUUUGCUGGAAUCAAGCAGAGUAGUGAACUCAACAAGAUCCUCGACUACAUCGACUCGAGAGUCUAUCAAGAUCGUGUGGACUACCAGUUCAUCUACAAGCUGCUCGCAGAUGCUUGUACUACCGCCGGUGUUGACAUCAAUGCACCGUAUGAUUGGGAGAGGGAGUCGGAGUAA